Molecule: messenger RNA, 1591 nt
Organism: Lutra lutra (Eurasian river otter)
Lineage: Eukaryota; Metazoa; Chordata; Mammalia; Carnivora; Mustelidae
Gene: TTLL9
Product: tubulin tyrosine ligase like 9
Exons: 15
Coding region: 57-1442 (461 amino acids)
Biological process (GO): protein polyglutamylation; microtubule cytoskeleton organization
Cellular component (GO): cilium
Molecular function (GO): tubulin-glutamic acid ligase activity; ATP binding; tubulin binding
Source: RefSeq, a predicted model, not a curated record
GCGAGGCCUGAGCGCGGCUAGGCGGCGGUUGGGGUCCCGCGCUGGGGGAUCGUACCAUGUCGCGCCCGAAGAAUCAAAAUUACAAGGGCCACGGAUUGUCAAAGGGAAAAGAGCGAGAGCAGAGAGCGUCCAUCCGAUUCAAGACCACUCUCGUGAAUACACUCAUGGACGUCCUUCGCCACAGGCCAGGCUGGGUGGAAGUAAAGGAUGAAGGGGAGUGGGAUUUCUACUGGUGUGACGUCAGCUGGCUCCGGGAGAACUUUGACCACACCUACAUGGACGAGCACGUGCGGAUCAGUCAUUUCCGAAACCACUACGAGCUGACCCGCAAGAACUACAUGGUCAAGAACCUGAAGCGGUUCCGGAAACAGCUGGAGCGCGAGGCCGGAAAGCUGGAGGCAGCCAAGUGCGACUUCUUCCCCAAAACCUUUGAGAUGCCAUGCGAGUAUCACCUGUUCGUGGAGGAGUUCCGCAAAAACCCGGGAAUCACCUGGAUCAUGAAGCCCGUAGCCCGCUCGCAGGGGAAGGGCAUCUUCCUCUUCCGGAGGCUGAAGGACAUCAUGGACUGGAGGAAGGGUACCGCAGGAAAGAAGCUCACUAGCUUAGAAGCCCCGCCAGCCCGCAGCACUGUCAAUCCUUCUGGAAGCCAUGACGCAAGAAGUUCUGAUGACCAAAAGGAUGAGAUCCCUGUGGAGAACUACGUGGCUCAGCGCUAUAUCGAAAACCCCUACCUGAUAGGAGGCCGCAAGUUUGACCUACGUGUCUAUGUACUGGUGAUGUCGUACAUCCCGCUUCGGGCCUGGCUGUACCGGGAUGGCUUUGCCCGAUUCUCCAACACCCGCUUCACCCUGAGUAGCAUUGAUGACCAAUAUGUUCACCUCACCAAUGUUGCUGUGCAAAAGACAUCUCCUGACUACCACCCCAAGAAGGGCUGCAAGUGGAUGCUCCAGCGCUUCCGUCAGUACCUCGCGUCCAAGCACGGGCCCGAGGCGGUGGAGACGCUCUUCAGCGAUAUGGACAACAUCUUUGUCAAGAGCCUGCAGAGCGUGCAGAAGGUGAUCAUCAGUGACAAGCACUGCUUUGAGCUGUACGGCUAUGACAUCCUCAUAGACCAGACCCUCAAACCGUGGCUCCUGGAGGUCAAUGCCUCCCCAUCGCUGACAGCCAGCAGCCAGGAGGACUAUGAGCUCAAGACCUGCCUCUUGGAAGACACCCUGCACGUCGUGGACAUGGAGGCCAGGCUCACAGGAAGGGAGAAGAGAGUGGGAGGUUUUGACCUUAUGUGGAAUGAUGGCCCUGUCAGCAGAGAAGAGGGGGCUCCUGACCUGUCUGGAAUGGGGAACUUUGUGACCAACACACACCUUGGCUGCGUCAAUGACCGGAAUAACCAGCUGAGGCAGCUGUUCCGCUCCCUUCAGAACCAGAAGAAAGCCUCCAGUUAGUCCUGGCUGCAGGGACAGCAACCCGACCAGGAGGUGCUCCCCCACAGUCUCCUCCCCACCCAUUCCCAGCACAGUGGCACCUCCAAGCACUUACCUCCCUCCCUCUGGCCUGGCGGCAGCUUUGCAGACUGCCCAGGCUACUGCCUGCU